ACAAUUCGCUUAUAAAUGCUGCAACACACUUGUUCUUCCUCACAAAUCAGUCUCUGGACACACUUCUCUCUGUUAUCUUCCAAGUUUCUGCUUCAAGAUCUCAAUAUGCAGCCCCAUUUCAUACAUAUCGUUGCCUUCUUUACUCUUGCACUGGUGGCAAGCCAUGCCGCCAUAGCUCCGGAGCAGUACUGGAACUCUGUGCUGCCUAACACUCCCAUGCCAAAAGCGAUCAGUGAUCUUCUGCAACCAGACUAUGCAGAAGAAAAGAGCACCUCUGUCAAUGUAGGAAAGGGCGGUGUUGAUGUCAAUGCCGGAAAAGGAAAGCCAGCCGGUGGCACGGGAGUGAACGUAGGACGCAAAGGAGUUGGCGUCGACGCAGGAAAGCCCGGUAAGGGGACUAAUGUUGGCGUUGGUAAAGGAGGAGUCUCUGUAAACACAGGGAACAAGGGAAAGCCAGUAUAUGUUGGAGUAAAACCUGGGAAAAGUCCAUUUUCUUACAUAUAUGCUGCCACUGAAGAUCAACUCCAUGAUGAUCCAACUGUAGCUCUUUUCUUCUUAGAAAAGGACAUGAAUCCUGGAACUACAAUGAAUCUACAUUUCAAUCGAAACACAAACAUGGCGGCGGCUACCAUCUUGCCUCGCCAAGUUGCGAAUUCAAUACCCUUUUCGUCGAACAAGUUGCCAGAAAUUUUCAGCCAUUUUUCAGUUAAAACUGGGUCAGUGGAAGCUGAAAUAAUGCAGGACACAAUCAAAGAGUGUGAAAGUCCUGGAAUUCAAGGAGAGGAUAAGUAUUGCGCUACUUCUCUGGAAUCGAUGGUCGAUUUCAGCACUUCGAAGCUCGGAAAGAAUGUUCAGGCAAUCUCUACAGAAGUGGAAGGGAAAACCCAAUUUCAGAAGUAUGAAAUCACAGCAGGAGUAAGAAGGAUGAAGGGUGAGAAGUCUGUUGUUUGUCAUAAGCAAAACUAUGCGUACGCCGUCUUCUACUGCCAUUCUACACAGACAACAAAUGCUUACAUUGUUCCUUUAGAGGGUGCUGAUGGGACGAAAGCCAAGGUGGUCGCGGUAUGCCACAGAGAUACCUCGGCAUGGAACCCAAAGCAUUUGGCUUUUCAAGUGCUGAAAGUUAUGCCAGGAACAGUUCCUAUUUGUCAUUUCCUUCCUCAAGAUCAUAUUGUCUGGGUUCCUAAGUAGCCAUCUGCAGCAGCUUCAAACCCCUGUUAGAUCCAAAACCUCACAGAAUUAUAUUGUUUAUAUUUGUCAAGAUAUAUGCUAUGUUGCAUGUCUGAUGUACUGGUGGUUUAUGCUCAGUUAUAGCUACUACUUGUGUUCAUAUCA
Tripterygium wilfordii is the source of this 1335-nucleotide messenger RNA. RefSeq names its product BURP domain protein RD22-like. The coding region runs from base 16 to 1191 and encodes 391 amino acids. The record is from RefSeq and is a predicted model, not a curated record. The transcript is spliced from 3 exons. Lineage: Eukaryota; Viridiplantae; Streptophyta; Magnoliopsida; Celastrales; Celastraceae.